Stegodyphus dumicola is the source of this 3004-nucleotide messenger RNA. Its product is annotated as phosphatidylinositol 4,5-bisphosphate 3-kinase catalytic subunit. Gene Ontology annotation, biological process: phosphatidylinositol-3-phosphate biosynthetic process; phosphatidylinositol 3-kinase/protein kinase B signal transduction; cell migration. Gene Ontology annotation, molecular function: 1-phosphatidylinositol-3-kinase activity; 1-phosphatidylinositol-4-phosphate 3-kinase activity. Lineage: Eukaryota; Metazoa; Arthropoda; Arachnida; Araneae; Eresidae. Gene Ontology annotation, cellular component: cytoplasm; plasma membrane; phosphatidylinositol 3-kinase complex. The record is from RefSeq and is a predicted model, not a curated record.
AAUUAAAAGAAAAUGUAUGAGGAAUAAAUGACUGAAGACUGUAAUGUGUCAGCAGCGUUUUCUGAUACUAACUAUUCACAAAGAAAACAAGAUUUAAAAUUGGCUGGUUUAGCGAUAGGAAUGCCUGUUCAUGAAUUUGAUGAAAUGAAAGACCCAGAAGUAAUAGAGUUCCGCCGUAGCAUUCUGAAUGUAUGUAAAGAAACUGUUGAUUCUCGAGAUUCCGGUGCUGAAGAUAAAUUGGCAACAUAUGUAUAUCCUCCUGAAAUAGAAAGUUCAAAAGAUCUACCUCCUAAUUUGGAGAAAAAAUUAGAUAAAGGUUUAGUAAUUGUAUGUGUCUGGGUUCUAUCUCCUACCGGUGAGAAACAGAAGUACACAGUUAAAGUUUCAAAAGAUGCAUAUCCUGAAAGUGUGACGCAUGAAGCAAUAUUAAAAAAAUUAAAAUGUAUGAAAAUGUCAAAAGAGCAGCAGCAGCAUUGUGCCAGAGAGCAUCAACACAGCUAUCUUUUGAAAGUAUGUGGAAUAGAUGAAUAUUUGUUAGAGAGGUUUCCUCUUGCACAAUACAAGUAUAUCAGGAAUUGUAUUGCAAAAGGUGAAAUUCCUCAGUUGAUGUUAAUGUCAAAAGAAGGCGUAUGUAAUUCUUUGCCUCACUGUGAAUUUCGCAUGCCUUCAUUUCUACGCCGACCUCCACCCAUAUCUUCAAAUGAGGAAACCAUGUCUUUGUGGAAUGUUGAUGCUAUGCUAAGAAUACGUAUAUUAUGGGCAACUUAUGUCAAUGUUCGAGAUGUUGAUAAGAUAUAUGUAAAAACUGGCAUUUUCCAUGGAACAGAACCACUUUGUCAGACACGGGAUACAUCGCAAGUUGUCUUUUCAAACCCGAAGUUUGAGGAAUGGUUGGAAUAUGAUCUUUUUGUACCAGAUAUUCCUCGUAGUGCUAGACUUUGUCUUUCAGUUUGCUCAGUUUCUCGAAGGAAAAGGAGAGAAGAGCACUGUGCUAUUGCGUGGGGCAAUAUCAAUCUGUUUGAUUACAAGGAAAGACUCUUAACUGAUAGGGUUAGUGUCCAUUUAUGGGCUAUGCCGAAAGGAAUGGAUGAAUUAUUAAAUCCAAUAGAUACUACUGGAUCAAAUCCAAAUAAAGACUCGCCUUGUCUGGAACUUGAAUUUGAUCGAUUUGGGAGUACAGUUAAAUAUCCUUCCAUGCAGGAAGUGGAGGAAUAUGCCCACUUUGUUUCAAAACUGGAAAAAGAGGACCAAAAAAUGCCUUCUGAAACUCCAGCAGAUAUUGAAGCCCUUAAAGAAAUCAUAUACAGAGAUCCAUUAUCAGAAAUAUCAGAGCAAGAAAAGGAAUUCUUAUGGAAAAUGCGUCGUGUUUGCUUAACAAUACCUGACUCUUUGCCAAAAUUACUGGAAGCUGUGAAAUGGAAUAGUAGAGAUGAAGUGUCACAGAUAUAUGUCCUUUUUAAGGAAUGGCCACAAGUAUCACCUGAAGUUGCAUUAGAGUUACUUGAUUGUAAAUAUGCUGAUAAAGUUGUUCGUGAACAUGCUGUGCUUUGGCUCGAUUCAACACUUACCGAUGAUCUGAUGUCACAAUAUUUACUUCAGUUGGUUCAGGUUCUGAAGUAUGAAUCUUACUUGGAUAAUAACCUUGCUAAACUUCUCAUCAGAAGGGCUCUUUCGAACCGAAAAAUUGGGCACUUUUUUUUCUGGCAUUUGAAGUCAGAAAUGCAUGAUCCUGCAAUAGCUACACGUUUUGGUUUACUUUUGGAAGCAUAUUGCCGAGGUGUUGGUUCACAUUUGAAAUCCAUUGUAAGGCAGGUUGAAGCCCUUGAAAAGCUCACAAAAUUGACUGAUAUACUAAAAGAAAGAAAAGAUGAUACACAGAAAGAGAGGCUUAAAUUUUUGUAUGAGCAAGUACAACAGGCAGAUUAUCUAGAAGCUUUACAGAAUUUUCCUUCUCCUCUUAACAAUAACCAUGUUUUAGGAAAUUUAAUUGUUGAGGAUUGUAAAAUUCUAGAUUCUGCAAAGCGACCAUUAUGGCUAGUCUGGCUUAAUCCUGAUCCAAUGGCAGAAUGUUUAUUUAAAUUCAAUUCCAUUAUUUUCAAAAAUGGAGAUGAUCUCAGACAAGAUAUGCUCACGUUGCAAGUAAUUCGGAUUAUGGAUCACAUAUGGCAAAAUGAAGGUUUAGAUCUUAGGAUGAUGCCUUAUGCUUGCUUAGCUACUGGGAAAGAAGUAGGUAUGAUUGAAGUUGUAAGAAAUGCAAAAACUGUGAUGAACAUCCAACGUAAAGGUGGAAGAAUGGCUGCUUUUCAAGUUGAUUCGACUCAGCUUUAUAAAUAUAUCAAAGAAAAGAAUAAAGGCAAUAAAUAUGAUCAAGCAAUUGAAACAUUCACUCAUUCUUGUGCUGGCUAUUGUGUUGCUACCUUUAUUCUUGGAAUAGGAGAUAGAAAUCCAGACAAUAUCAUGAUUAAUGAAGAAGGCCAGAUAUUUCAUAUUGAUUUUGGACACUUUUUGGGACAUUUUAAAAAGAAAUUUGGCAUCAACCGUGAAAGAGUUCCAUUUGUGCUCACAGAGGACUUUCUGUACGUCAUUGCCAAAGGUGCAGAAAAUCCAAAAAAAAGUCGAGAGUUUCAAACAUUCCAACAGUUAUGUGGUAAAGCAUACCUCAUGCUGAGACGACAUGCAAACUUGCUCAUCACUCUGUUCAUUAUGAUGUUAUCAACUGGAAUUCCAGAACUUCAAUCUAUAGAUGAUGUAGGAUAUUUACGUAAAACUUUACAGGUGGAGAAAACAGAAAAGGAAGCACUUGAAUAUUUUCAGAACCAAUUUUUUGAAGCUUAUGGUGGUGCCUGGACUACAAAACUAGAUUGGUUUUUUCAUAGUGUCAAGCAUUUGUAAUAAGCUAUGGACUAUUUAUUAACCACCAUGUCAACUAGUCAUUUUUCUGUUUUUGCUGAAAGAAAGAUACGAAUUAUACAUUAAUAGUUUUUAAAUAAAAAUAUAAAAAUAA